Molecule: messenger RNA, 669 nt
Organism: Eupeodes corollae
Lineage: Eukaryota; Metazoa; Arthropoda; Insecta; Diptera; Syrphidae
Gene: Cpr49Ab
Product: larval cuticle protein LCP-30
Exons: 3
Coding region: 1-669 (222 amino acids)
Cellular component (GO): chitin-based extracellular matrix
Molecular function (GO): structural constituent of chitin-based larval cuticle
Source: RefSeq, a predicted model, not a curated record
AUGAAAGUAUUUUUGAUAAUUUCGCUUGGAUUAAUUUGCGUUUGGAGCGCAAGUGGACAGAACGAUGGCAGAUAUCGUGCCCCAACUACAAGGAGACCUCUAGUAUCCUUGAGCAGUGGUCGUUACGAUCCGAAAAACGACGGCAGGUACCGUCCCAGUGGCGAUGGAAAGUACAGCGGAGGCAAUGACGGAAAGUACAUUCACAUUGAUAAUCCAGGAGGAGCCUAUACUGGCGGUGGCGGUCAAUACGUUCCAGAGAAACCAAAACCUUCACCAACACCAUCGACAACUAGGAGGCCACCUGUUGAUCUCACCCCUAAGGCAAUCAAACCAUCAGUUCAAGGCAAGGGAACUGGCGAAGGCGGUGGUGGAUGGAAAAUAAUUCGAGACAUUAAUUCCUUGGAAACGGAUGGAUACAAUUAUCUUUACGAAACCGAAAAUGGUAUUUUGGCUGAAGAAAAUGGAAAAAUCCAACCAUUGGAUCGUGGAGACGAGGCACUUCGAUCGACUGGAUUCUAUGAAUACACUGGAGACGAUGGUCUCUUGUAUCGUGUUGAUUAUGUUGCCGAUAAUAAUGGCUUCGUUCCUCAAGGCGAACACAUUCCAACGCCACCUCCCUAUAUCGCCAAGUUAUUGGCUUAUUUGGAAGCAAACGCACCAAGGAGUUAA